This is a messenger RNA of Trematomus bernacchii (emerald rockcod), 3079 nucleotides long. RefSeq names its product atypical chemokine receptor 3-like. Gene Ontology annotation, biological process: chemotaxis; vasculogenesis; G protein-coupled receptor signaling pathway. Gene Ontology annotation, cellular component: membrane. The transcript has 2 exons. Gene Ontology annotation, molecular function: coreceptor activity; chemokine binding; G protein-coupled receptor activity. NCBI's taxonomy places the organism in Eukaryota, Metazoa, Chordata, Actinopteri, Perciformes, Nototheniidae. The record is from RefSeq and is a predicted model, not a curated record. The coding region runs from base 201 to 1337 and encodes 378 amino acids.
CUCAGAUUCACUCAAGGAGGCGGAGAGUGGCGCACACAAGUAGUGGAGUUAAAGUGUUCUUCAGCACCGAAAAACAUACAUCUGUUCUUUUAAAGAGAAGUCUUCAGCGAGGAAGCAGAAAGCAAAGACAGGUUCUAUCCCAGUCAGAGGUGGUGUGUGUUACCUCCCAGUGGUCUGUGGUCUUCUCCCUGCGCUGAAAAAUGAGUCUGAGCACCAGUGAGAUGGAGGACCUGUGGGAGUCGUUGGGGGACCUGAACUUCUCUGAAGCCUUCAGCAACAUAUCCAGUGUGGAUACAAUGGUGUGCGCCACGGCUUUCAACCGCAACGCUCUGCUGUACUCCAUGUGUGUCCUCUACACGUUUAUCUUCGUUGUCGGUCUGGCUGCCAACGCUCUGGUCCUGUGGGUAAACAUCCGUGCACAAAGAGACUCCACGCCUCGCCAUGAGACACACAUGUACAUCGCCCACCUGGCAGUCGCAGACCUGUGCGUGUGCGCCACCCUGCCCGUGUGGGUGAGCUCUCUGGCCCAGCGCGGCCACUGGCCCUUUGGGGAGGUGGCGUGUAAACUCACACACCUACUUUUCGCCGUCAACCUCUUCAGCAGCAUCUUCUUCCUGGCCUGCAUGAGUGUGGACCGCUACCUGAGCUUGACGAAGAGUGGAGACAACGAGGGGGGAGCGCGCAGGAAGCUAAUACGCCGCGCAGCGUGUGUGGGAGUGUGGCUUUUGGCUUUGGUUGCCUCCCUGCCUGACACCUACUUCCUACGCACUGUGAAGUCAACACAUGGGGACACCAUGCUGUGCAGGCCUGUGUACCCGGAGGGAAACCCCAGGGAGUGGAUGGUGGGGGUGCAGCUGAGCUUCAUCCUGCUGGGCUUCGCUCUCCCCUUCCCCGUCAUCGCAGUGUUUUACGCCCUGCUAGCCAGAGCUUUCUCCCGCUCCUCUUCUUCUUCAUCGUCUUCCCCAGUGGAGCAGGAGCGCCGUGUGAGCCGCAGGGUGAUCCUGGCGUACAUAGUGGUGUUUCUGGGCUGCUGGGGGCCCUACCAUGGCGUCCUCCUGGUUGAUGCCCUGUCUCAGAUGGGUCUGGUGCCUCUGACCUGUGGAAUGGAGAAUGUGAUCUAUGUGGCCUUACACCUCACCCAGUGCCUGUCCUUGCUCCACUGCUGUUUCAACCCCAUUCUCUACAACUUCAUCAACAGAAACUACCGCUAUGACCUCAUGAAGGCCUUCAUCUUUAAAUACUCCACAAGGACUGGCUUGGCUCGCCUCAUCGAGGCUUCCAACAUGUCUGAGACUGAGUACUCUGCUGUUGCUGUAGACAACCCACCACAGAUCUGAAAUGUAAUACCUAAAAUAGCAUUUCCUGAACACUGUUUCUAAAUCUGAAUGACUGUAAUGCAAUAUAAACAUGUGUUACAACUGAUUUGUUCUUAUCAUAAUCAGUCCACACACAGGAUCCUAUGUAUAGAAAUCUGCUUGAGUCAUGUAGAGAAGCUUGAAGACAGGCUAAUAUCAACGUGGAUGGAUCAAUUUAAAAGCACUUAGAAAGCAGUCUUAUAAAAACAGCUGAUACUGAAUUCACAAAAAUAUAAUUUGUAAAGCCAAAACAGUAGCCGUAAAUGUCUAAAAGUAUUGCUUGUAAUAUGUAUGUAGGAAUGUACUGUAUGUUUGCGUGUGUGUUUGCGUGUAUGGUGUGCUUUAUCUGACAGGCAUUGAAUAUCAAUAGUAUCAACAGAUUAGUAUUGUUAAUCUUUUUUUUUUAUCAAUUUAUAUUUAUAUAUUUACAUUCAAACUGUUUUGCCUCUUUCAUGUUGUAAAUAUUUCAUGUUGAAAGUCUUCACACACUGAUGUCUGCUCAGUGCUUCACUUCAUACAAAGCUGCUUCAUCAAUUUAGUCGAGCCACUGACUGGCUCAGUGUUUCAGUCCUGCUGUUUCAUUCAGAUCCCUUCAGACAAAAGAAAACAUGCGUUCUUUUUUCCAUAAUGAAAAUAAUUCUACUUUUUGUGAAAUUUUGAGAUACAACUCUCAUGCCUGUACACUCAAUAGGAAGCUACAACUAGCUGCUGAUAAGUUUAGCUUUGUAUAAGAACAGGAAACGGGGGGGGAAAAAUCUAUAACAGCAACUCGAAAGCUCACUUAUUGACAUUGCAUAUUUAUUUGUUAAUCUUUACAAAGGACAGAUUUUUUUGGGGAGAGUUUAACGUGCUGAGCUAUUUCUGUUUGGACGCAGUGACUUUCUGUUGUCUUCCAGUCUUUGCGCCAAGCCAAGUAAAGAUAAUCACAUGUCAGCUCUAGUUAUAUAUUUAUCAUACAGACAUGAUAGUGCCGUAACUCUCUGCAAAAAUGCAACAAAAAAAAGCAAACUCCCAAAAUGUCCAACUGUUUCUUUCUAGAAAGCUGAGAUGUUGUGCUUGCAAAUGAUUUACAAUGUCCUCACGGCACAUUAUUCACUUUGCAGUCGUGUUUUGGUUCUAAAUAUUUCCAAGCAUUGUCUGGAGGGGUCAGCUGGGACUACUGAGCUUGAAGAGCAGAUACAUUAUUUGUUUUCUACAGAAUUACGUAAUAUUCUGCAGUAUAUUGUUGCUAUACUUUACAUCAGUGCUAAUAGUGGAGAGCACAUGUCCAUGAUGUACUAAUCCUCCUAAAUCAGCACAAGGGUCACAGAUGGCUAACACUUUUAUGACCAAAUAACAGAAUGAAUAGUUCCUCUACUUUAAUAUAAGCAGCAGCUGUGGUGUGUAACAGUCAAGCAAAACAACAUCAUUGUUUUACAUUAUUGUUGUGUGUGUGCAUUAUAGUGUGUAUGUGUGUGUGUGCAGUCACUGCUUGACAGCCAGAAGUUAUGUGUCAUAAAAAUUGAGUUAUACAGUUUACUCACUGUCUGUUGUAGGAAGCAACAUGUUCUUUUGUUAUGCUGACAUGAGAUUGGUUACACAUGAAUGUUUUUACUCUGAAAAUAUUUCAUCUUGUCAUCAGAAAAGACUGGGGACAUAUAACAUGUGUCUACAAGAACGAAGACAUUCCUUUGGUAUUGUAAUGUGUAACAUCUGUUUUGUUAUAUAUUAAAUCUUUGAAAAUG